Colletotrichum tamarilloi is the source of this 483-nucleotide messenger RNA. RefSeq lists its product as uncharacterized. Bases 1 to 483 code for a protein of 160 amino acids. The transcript has 3 exons. NCBI's taxonomy places the organism in Eukaryota, Fungi, Ascomycota, Sordariomycetes, Glomerellales, Glomerellaceae. The record is from RefSeq and is a predicted model, not a curated record.
AUGGAUGGGGAGGUCAGUACCACCUUGAAAAGCGCAAUAGCAAUUCAUAAAACUGCGUCACGUCUUGAUGAAGUCGACAACCUGAACUCCAUCGACAAGCGGGCUUCCAUUUUCGAUAUCUGCUUCAAAGGCUACAAUCCGCCUCCCCCCGUCAGAACUGACAACUUGUCCCGCUUCCUCAACAUUGAGGCUGCUAGGGGCGUAGCUCCAACCAAUUGGGGACAGGCAACUGGCAAUUGUCAUGUCCAAUUCCAAGCAUGGACCACCGACAACCUCGGCCAAUUCCAUGGCCGCGUUCGCCUCCGAUUCAAUCCGCUUUUCCACAUCCUUGGCGAAGAAUUCCGAUGGACCUUCAGCUGGAGACCGGGAGGCACUGAGGGGUGUGUUCGUGACGGCACUAUGAGUGUCCGAGAGCAGAGCGUUGAUUUCAGCUUUGAUAUCGAUUCCACCAUGGAGUACUUCUUCACUAUCGCGAGAGCCUAG